Molecule: messenger RNA, 360 nt
Organism: Cucurbita pepo subsp. pepo (vegetable marrow)
Lineage: Eukaryota; Viridiplantae; Streptophyta; Magnoliopsida; Cucurbitales; Cucurbitaceae
Source: RefSeq, a predicted model, not a curated record
AUGCCAAGGUGUAGAUUUGGGUUCUUCCAUGUGGUUAAUAAUGACUAUACUCAUUGGCUUAUGUAUGCCAUUGGGGGCAGCCAGCACCCCACCAUUGUUAGCCAAGGGAACCGUUUCAUUGCCCCUCCGAAUCCGAGCGCGAAACAGAUAACGAAGAGAGAGUAUGCCGAUGAGUCCGAAUGGAAGAAUUGGUCAUGGCGGUCGGAGGGAGAUUUGAUGAUCAACGGGGCGUACUUUGUUCCGGCCGGGGAUCAAACCAAGGGGAAGAAGGGCGAAUUCUCAAGAUAUGAUAUGAUUAAAUUCAAGCCAGGAGCCUACGUGAAAAGGCUUACACGCUUCGCUGGAACACUUGAGUGUCAA